UGUUGCUGUUGUGUUGAUGAUGAUGAUGGCGGAUUUUGACCAGGUAGAUUUUCUGCGGGAGCGGCACGUGCGGUUCUUCCAGCGCUGUCUGCACGUGCUGCCCGAGAGAUACGCGCCGUACGAGACCAGCAGGUUGACUAUAGUGUUCUUCGCUCUGUCGGGUCUCGAUGUUCUCGAUGCCUUGGAUGUCGUGGACAAACCCGGUCUGAUCGAGUGGAUCUACUCACUGCAGGUUCUUCCCACUGAAGACAAGUCCAAUCUCAGACGCUGUGGCUUCCGCGGCUCCUCUCACAUCGGCGUUCCCUACAACACCUCUAAGGGUCCCGGUUCGGCUCAUCCGUACGACAGCGGUCACGUGGCCAUGACCUACACCGGGCUGGCGUGUCUGAUCAUCCUGGGUGACGAUCUGAGCCGCGUCAAUAAAGCGGCGUGUCUGGAGGGGCUGAGAGCGCUGCAGCUGGAGGACGGCAGCUUUUACGCUGUCCCAGAAGGCAGUGAGAACGACAUGAGGUUCGUGUACUGUGCCGCCUGCAUCUGCUACAUGCUGGACGACUGGUCUGGGAUGGACUGCCAGAAAGCCAUCGAUUACAUCAGGAGAAGCACAUCGUAUGAUAGUGGGAUCGGUCAAGGAGCCGGACUGGAGUCACAUGGUGGAUCCACCUUUUGUGCCAUUGCUUCCCUUUGCAUGAUGGGAAAGCUGCAGGAUGUUUUCAGCGAGCGCGAGCUGAACCGAAUCCGGCGCUGGUGUAUCCUCCGACAGCAGAACGGCUUCCACGGCCGUCCCAACAAACCCGUGGACACCUGCUACUCCUUCUGGGUGGGAGCGACGCUGGAGCUCUUGGACGUGUUCCAGUUCACCAACUUUGAAAAGAACCGGAACUACAUUCUGUCCACGCAGGACCGUUUGGUGGGCGGCUUCGCUAAAUGGCCCGACAGUCAUCCAGACCCUCUUCACACCUACUUCGGCAUCUGUGGCUUGUCUCUGAUCGGAGAAGCGGACCUGCGCAAGGUUCAUCCCGCCCUGAACAUCAGCGUCCGGGCGUUCGACGCUCUGCGGCAGCUGCACGGGACGUGGAGGCAGAAGAGCACAUGACCGUCCGUCCGUCCCGACCUCUGAUACCUCAGCAAUAACAGCCAACGUGAUGAAUAAAUGAUCAGAUCCAGCGUAAUCUAUUAUUAAAGGUGUCGCUCUUUAGCCGUAGGUCACAAGAUCGCUUCGUCCCGUCGAGCAGAUUCAUCGCUCCUCUUCAAGCUUGUUGUUAUUAUUUGUGCUGAUUUCUGCCUUAUGAAGGAGGACGAGCGGAUGAGAAGAUGGACGAGACGAGCUGAUGUUCCUGCAGUAACACUGUAUAUCUGUUCAUAUUUUCACACGCAACAGACGUAUUGUUUCUCUUAUUCUGUGUAAAAUCAUGUACCUUCAGUGUCCUCUUCUGAAUGUGCCUCUGACAGUGUGUGUGUGUGUGUGUGUGUGUGUGUGUGUGUGUGUGUGUGUGUGUGUGUGUGUGUGUGUGUGUGUGGCAUCUUGACACUUGAAUGUGUGUUUCAAGGAUCAAAAAGUGAAAUUAUUUUUUCUACACUGUGGAAGUGACACUGCUCAUAUUUUAUGAUGAUGUAAAGUUCGAGUGCUGGAGCUGACGGUCAAUAAAUCCAGAGCUUUUAUCAUGUGAGAAACAAGCGUUUAUGACGGUUCACGUGUUUAAUAGCAGUUCAAUAAAACGGAUGAAUUUGA
This is a messenger RNA of Megalobrama amblycephala (Wuchang bream), 1729 nucleotides long. It is a transcript of the gene pggt1b, whose product is annotated as protein geranylgeranyltransferase type I, beta subunit. Gene Ontology annotation, cellular component: CAAX-protein geranylgeranyltransferase complex. NCBI's taxonomy places the organism in Eukaryota, Metazoa, Chordata, Actinopteri, Cypriniformes, Xenocyprididae. The record is from RefSeq and is a predicted model, not a curated record. The coding region runs from base 17 to 1093 and encodes 358 amino acids. Gene Ontology annotation, biological process: protein geranylgeranylation. Gene Ontology annotation, molecular function: CAAX-protein geranylgeranyltransferase activity. The transcript has 9 exons.